Mollisia scopiformis is the source of this 558-nucleotide messenger RNA. RefSeq lists its product as uncharacterized. The record is from RefSeq and is a predicted model, not a curated record. Bases 37 to 558 code for a protein of 173 amino acids. Gene Ontology annotation, cellular component: membrane. NCBI's taxonomy places the organism in Eukaryota, Fungi, Ascomycota, Leotiomycetes, Helotiales, Mollisiaceae. The transcript has 3 exons.
UGUACCGUGAAUUGAAAGCCCAGCAAUAACCUCAAGAUGUUGGAACGAAUGAUGAUCUUUUUGAUCAAUAUCUUCUUACCUCCUCUUUCAGUGAUGAUUCUCGCAGGAGUAGGCCCAGACUGCCUAAUAAACACUCUACUCUUCAUCUGCGGCGUGAUUCCCGCCCAUAUACACGGCUUCUACAUUUCUUGCACAUACUACAGCCGCAAGCGGAAAGUACGCAAGGGACGCUUCCCUGGUGGACGGAAGAGCUUUAUCUAUAGCCAACAGGUGAUCAAUGGGGGAGCAAGUGAUGAGAGAGUGAGAGAGUUAUGGAAGGCGAAGUGUAGAGCAGAGGAAGGCGGUAAUGGGAGAAAGAAGAGUGGUGGGCGGGAAGAGAGGACGCGGAGUGGGAGGGGAAGUGAUAGUGGAGGAAGUGGGGAGGAAAGGACAUGGGAUGGAAGGAGGGAGAGCAGGAGAGUUUGUACGAGGAAUAGUACCGCUGGGUCCAGGGCGAGUUCUGUGAGGUAUAACAAUCAUGGACAACCGAUGACUGAGGUGAAGGGGUGGAGGAUGUAA